UUCCUGAGAUUUGUGGCUUGUACCAUGGCUAGAGCACCUGCUGUCUCGUUCCCUGAACUCUGUUCACUCCUAGCGUCCGGCCGGGCCCAGCUCUUCGAUGUGCGAUCUCGGGAGGAAGCAGCAGCUGGGACCAUCCCAGGGGCACUCAACAUCCCGGUGUCAGAGUUGGAAAGUGCCUUGCAGAUGGAGCCAGCUGCCUUCCAGGCUCUGUAUUCAGCUCAGAAGCCAAAGCUGCAAGAUGAAAAUCUCAUUUUCUUCUGUCAGAUGGGCAGGCGGGGCUCCUUGGCCACACAGCUGGCCCAGAAGCUUGGAUACACAGGGGCACGAAACUACGCUGGGGCCUAUAAAGAAUGGUUGGAGAAACAGGGUUAAGGGAGCAGGUGGCCGAGUGAUGCUGUGGAUGCCCCAUCUGAGGAGGAUGAAGGGGCUGACUUGCUGGGGCUGGUGCAGCAUUGCAGUGCACAUGAAAAUACCCAAUAAAGAGCAUUUCCUCAAGACAUUCAAAGCAU
Molecule: messenger RNA, 509 nt
Organism: Ochotona princeps (American pika)
Lineage: Eukaryota; Metazoa; Chordata; Mammalia; Lagomorpha; Ochotonidae
Gene: TSTD1
Product: thiosulfate sulfurtransferase like domain containing 1
Exons: 4
Coding region: 25-372 (115 amino acids)
Cellular component (GO): cytoplasm
Molecular function (GO): thiosulfate-thiol sulfurtransferase activity
Source: RefSeq, a predicted model, not a curated record